Messenger RNA from Aspergillus clavatus NRRL 1, 1575 nucleotides. RefSeq lists its product as uncharacterized. The transcript has 2 exons. The record is from RefSeq and is a predicted model, not a curated record. NCBI's taxonomy places the organism in Eukaryota, Fungi, Ascomycota, Eurotiomycetes, Eurotiales, Aspergillaceae. The coding region runs from base 1 to 1575 and encodes 524 amino acids.
AUGAAACGGGCAGCCACUCCUGGUUUUCGCAACGACGGGGAUGAACGACCCGCGAAGCUGCGACGCCGAAACAGUUCAAGCACGCUUCCAAUCCCGUCGAACGGACAACAGAAGGAGCAGACGAUACCACAACCGCCUUCACCUUUAUCGAACAAUCAUAGCAUCAAGGUCGAUAAGCCAGAUUACAAACCUGUAGCUCCGCCUCGAUCAAAAAAGGUCAACGACCGCGAGAACGAAAUAUUCCAGUGGAUUCCUCCUCCCUCGGACGAUUUUGAAGUUAUGAGUCAGCCAGCACCCAAAAGAUCGCGAUCACGAUCGAUCUCGACUGAUCGCGGACGACCCCGUUCCAUUUCACCGAGUACUAGUGCCUCAUCUCGGGAUGCUAAAUCAUACGCCUACAAGGCUGCGAAUUAUGUUACAAUACUCGAGACCAAGGGCUGCUACAUGCGGUCAUCAGAUGCGGGUCCGAUCCCGGACGACGUGGAUCUUUGCAAGCGACUGCUUGAUCCAUCAGUUGAUACUCCACAUGGGAGCUUAUUUGACGACGAGUACAUCAAGGCCUUUCAUGAUAUAUUACAAAAUCGAUCAGAAGCCCGGCUGUUAGUAGAUUUACACCCAUAUCUCAUGCCAUCUGCAGAAAAUCUUUUUAUUAAAGGCAGGGCAGAUCUAAAAAAUGUGAUUGAUGGUUAUAAUGAUCCAUGGCUAAAGACAGAGCCUAUCUACGGUCCUAAACCGCAACCGGAUCAUGCCCAAGGCUUGAAGUGGUCAAUCUUUUCAGCGAGCCAGCGACGAAAGCUUGGGAUCAAACCAGAUGAAAAAUCUUUUUAUGCAGUCCGAGAGGAUAUGUAUUUUCCAUAUUUAACCGCAGAAAUUAAAUGCGGGAACCAGGCAUUGGAAUUUGCUGAUCGGCAGAACAUGCACAGUAUGUGCAUUGCCCUUCGGGCUGUGGUUAGUCUCGCGCAAGCAGCUGGUCGAGAGGGAGAAGUCCAUCAGCGGCUCCUUGGAUUUUCAAUUUCACACGAAUUAGAAGGCGUACGGAUCUACGGAUACUAUCCAGAGAUCGACGAAGAUGACAUUAAAUACUAUCGCUGGCCAGUGAAGAAAUACAAUAUAUGGACAGAGGCAGAUAAAUGGACAUGUUAUCGUUUCGUGGAGAAAGUCAAUCAGGAAUUCCUCCCCACUCAUAUCAACCGAUUAAUGCAAUUCCUGGAAGAGAUUCCCGAUCCACAAGAUGUCUCAUUCGAGCUCGAUAUCGAUGACGACAUUGGUUCCCAAUCACGAAUUGCGUCUCAGGAACGCUCGUCAUAUAGCCGGGCCACAUCUUCACAGCAUCGGGUCCUACAACCAGAGCUACGAAACAUGAUUCAGACCUUGCAGCAGCAAUUAGACGAACAGAAGGCGCGGGAAGAGAAGCUUCUCGCCCAGUUGGAACAGCAGAGAGUCGAGCAGAAGGCACGCGAAGAAAAAUCAUCUGCAGAGCAUAAGAGUCGAGAGGAGAAGCUCCUUGCCCAAAUAGAACAGCAGGGAUUGCAACUAGAAAGGUUUCUUAGACUUUUGGAACAGAAUAAGGAGUGA